Messenger RNA from Thalassophryne amazonica, 4894 nucleotides. Its product is annotated as nuclear receptor coactivator 3-like. The coding region runs from base 222 to 4712 and encodes 1496 amino acids. Gene Ontology annotation, cellular component: nucleus. Gene Ontology annotation, biological process: cellular response to hormone stimulus; positive regulation of transcription by RNA polymerase II. Lineage: Eukaryota; Metazoa; Chordata; Actinopteri; Batrachoidiformes; Batrachoididae. The record is from RefSeq and is a predicted model, not a curated record. The transcript has 23 exons. Gene Ontology annotation, molecular function: protein dimerization activity; nuclear receptor binding.
GGCUUCUUGGGCUUCGGGAGUGUUUCCCAUUUAAACAAAUAGUGCUGAAGAUGGCGGAGAGUUAAUGGUGUAAAGAAGAAAUUAUCGAUCCGGUAGACAAGACACGUCUACAAGACUCCACUGACCUACUCACAUAGGACCCCCCCAGAGUGAGGGGGUGGGGGUGGGACCUGAUCAUCGAUCAUCUCAGGACGAUCACAAGGUGCUGAUAUGCAUAUACAAUGAGCGGACUGGGGGAGAACUCCAUGGAGCCUCUAAGCUCAGAAAACCGGAAACGCAAACUGUCCACUUGUGACACUCCAGGUUUAGGAUGUGAGAGGAAGCGGCGGGAGCAGGAGAGCAAAUACAUAGAGGAGCUGGCAGAACUGAUCUCUGCCAAUCUCAGCGACAUCGACAGCUUCAAUGUCAAGCCAGACAAAUGCGCCAUUCUGAAAGAAACAGUGCGCCAGAUCCGCCAAAUCAAAGAGCAGGGAAAAGCCUCAUCCAAUGAUGAUGAUGUUCAGAAGUCAGAUGUUUCCUCAACAGCUCAGGGUGUCAUUGACAAAGACCACCUGGGGCCACUUCUGCUGCAGGCUCUUGACGGCUUCCUGUUUGUGGUGAACCGGGAAGGCAGCAUCGUGUUUGUGUCCGACAACGUGACUCAAUACCUGCAGUACAAACAGGAGGAGCUUAUCAACACCAGUGUGUACAACAUUCUCCACGAGGACGACAGGGAGGAGUUUCACAAGAACCUGCCCAAGUCCAACAUAAAUGGACUAUCAUGGGGAAGUGAGGCCACGCGACAGAAGAGUCACACCUUCACUUGCCGGAUGCUGGUCAAAUUUGGCCACCCCCAUGGUCCCAUGGAGGAGGGGCCAGGAGGCCCACGCUAUGAGACCAUGCAGUGUUUCGCCCUCACCCAACCCAAAGCCAUGAUUGAGGAGGGAGAAGACCUUCAGUCAUGUAUGAUUUGUGUGGCCCGCCGGGUCACAGCCAUGGAGAGAACCGAGAGCUUCAACACACGGCAUGAGCUCUCAGGUAAGCUGAUUCAGAUAGACCAGAACUCUCUGCGUGCAUCCAUGCGUCCAGGCUGGGAGGAUUUAUUGAGGCGUUGUAUUCAGAUGUUCCUACAACACAGUGAUGGGCAGCCUUGGUCACACAAACGGCACUACCACGAGGCCUUUCUGCAAGGUCACGCUGAGACACCACUGUACCGUUUCUCUCUGUCAGACGGCACCCCAGUUACAGCACAGACAAAGAGCAAGCUGUACCGUCACCCAAUGAGCAACGAGCCACAAGGCUUCAUCUCCACUCACCUAUUGCAAAGGGAACCAAAUGGUUAUCGCUCAGCUCAAAGUGGGACUAUGAUGCCAAACACAAUGAGACCACAAGGCAUGGGUGGCGCCAACCCAAAUUCCCAAAUGAACAUGAACACAGGUGGGGGGAUGGGCAUGGGACCAGUCAGCAACAUGAACAGAGGUUUUGGCAUGAAUGAGCAGAGCCACAUGGGUCCAAUGGCAGGCAGUUCAAUGUAUGGGGGGAGCAGUGGAGGUGGCGUCAUGGGCAGUCGCAUGAUGCACAUGAAUCAGGUGGGGCAUAUGAAUCAGAUGAGUCCCAUGAAUCACCCAAGCCAAGGUGUGCAGCACUCACAGCAACCACCGUUUCAAAGCAGUGGUGGGUACGGACUUGGCGGCAUGAACAGUCCAUCAGGAAGUCCCCGUAUGGGCGGCCCUCAGCAGGGACUCCUGAUGUCACCCCGGAACCGCGGGAGCCCAAAGAUGGGUGCAAACCAAUUCUCGCCUGCAGGCUUACACUCUCCUAUGAGUAGCAUUGGAAGUGGUGUAGGAAGUGGAGGGAGCUCAACCACUUUCUCCAGCAGCUCACUCAAUGCUCUUCAAGCCAUCAGUGAAGGUGUAGGGAGUUCUCUUCCCUCUACUCUGUCCUCCCCCUCAUCAACACACAAGCCAGACAGCUCUCCCAGCAUCCACUCCUCUUCUUCUUCUUCUCAAAUUAAUCAGCCAUGCAAACCAGGCCAAGAAGGUUCCAAAAGCCCAGGAGGGAACUUGGGGCCCGCACCCAGUGAUCAUCACCAUCCCAUGUACCAUCACCACAACCAUCAGCAUUCUCAAGCUGAAGGUUCUGCAGACAGAUCAGACAGCCAAGCAGUUUCAGCUAAUAAAGAACCUGGAGAGGGAAACACUGAGAUGGGGGUGGCAAGCUCUGAACCCCCUCGGAGGGUACCGGACAGUAAGGGGCACAAGAAGUUGUUGCAGUUGCUGACUUCUCCAACUGAGGAACUGGGAAUGGGCAGCUCCGGGCCACCAAUACCAUCUGCACCAACCAGCAGCAACAUUUCUGCAUGCGCAGACAGUAAAGACCCCAUUGGAGGCAUAACUAGCCCCUCAUCUACAGGGGUUUCCUCUUCUUCAUCAGCUGCUGCAAGUUCAGGCCAGACAGCAGGACCAGGAAGUGUCCCAGCAUCACUGUCAUCAGCCCACUAUACAGGAUCCCUGCAAGAGAAACACAAAAUACUCCAUAAACUUCUACAAAAUGGAAAUACUCCAGAUGAAGUUGCUAAGAUUACAGCUGAGGCUACAGGAAAGGUGUCACUGGGGAGCCAGGAGGGAGGUGAAGUAGCAGCAGCAGGAGGAUCAGGCACUGGAACUGGGACCGGAUUAGUCACUGAACCCAAGCAAGAACAGCAUAGCCCCAAAAAGGAGAAGACACAUGCCCUCCUCCACUACCUCCUCAACAAGGAUGAUUCCAAGGAGCCUGGGGAUGUUAAGCCCAAGUUGGAAGAGCUUGAUGGGAAGGGAGCUUCAGGACCUGUUGGCAGCCUUCAACGGAGUGCCCCUGGAUCCUGUCCCGCAAUGGAACAUCCUGAGAGCAAAAUCAAGUCUGAACCACCUGAUGAGUUGGAGAACUUGGAGUCUAUUUUGGGAGGUCUGAGGGGUUCAAACUCUGACUUUUACGUUGAUCAGUCUGGAGGGUCAAACGACACAGGAAAUAAAGCCCAGGGUUGCCUUGAUGACACCCUUCAGGGGAGUCCAGGAAUGGGUCAGGGGCCUCGCAUCCCUUUCCAGAGGACUAUGUCCAUGGAUGGAAAGCCUGCUGGCGCAGCUGGAGUAGCAGGUAGACGCCCCAUGCUUAUCAAGCAGGAAAACCUGAUGGUCAGCCCAGAUGGUUACCCAGGAAACAUGGGACCCAUGAAUAGGGGCAUGGUUGCCCAGAGGUCUCCAGUCGGGGGGUCAGGGGAGUGGGGAAUGCCGCGUUCUACUACCAGCCCUGUCGGAUCAGCAGGACACCCCUCAAUGAUGCGCCCAGGUAUGGAUUUCAACAAUGGCAAAGGCGUGAUAGGAGGACCCAUAGUCAGCCGUGCCAACAGCAUACCAGGCACAAGGUCCAUGCUGCAACAGCAGCUCAUGGAUAUGGGUGGCUCUGGAGACAUGGGCAUGGGUAUGAUGCCCUUCAGCCAGCAGAGUCAGUCUAACCAGUCCCCCUCCUGGCCAGAUAGUAUGAUGGGUUUGGAGGGUAACAGACGCCAAUUUGCUAACUCCUUAGAUGAUCUUCUGGUGCCUCCCACAACCACUGAGGGUCAGAGCGAUGAGCGAGCGCUCCUGGACCAGCUGGACUCUUUGCUGAAGAAUACAGAUGGCAUUGCUCUGGAGGAGAUAGAUAGAGCCUUGGGGAUACCAGACCUUGUCAGCCAGACUCAAGGAGCAGAGCAGCAUCUAGAGCCAUUUCCAGGACAGGACCCAUCCUUGGUUCUUGACCAGAAGCCUCUCUAUGGACAGGGUUACCCUGGACCCCCUGCAAUGUCUCUGCAGUCUACUUAUGGUGGGAACCCCAUGCAGGGGCAGUCCCAACAAGGAGGGUUUGGGCCCAUGCUUUCACAGAUGGGCCAAGGAGGCAACUUUCCAGUUAUGGGUGCAAUGGGGGGCAUGGGACACCCUCGCAGCAACAUGAUGAGACCGAGGAUGAUCACUGCAAACAAGCCCAUGAGGCUCCAACUUCAACAGAGACUACAGGGACAGCAGUUCAUGAAUCAGACCCGGCAGAGCAUGGCCAUGAAGAUGGAGAAUCCUGGGGGUAAUCCUGCCAUGAGACCUGGAAUGCAGCCUGGAAUGGGAGCACAGGUGCAGCCGAACUUCCUCAAUGCUCAGAUGAUAGCUCAGCGCAGCAGAGAGAUGGUCACCAUGCAGAUGAGGCGUCAGCGCAUGAUGAUGCUGAUGCAGCAACAGCAGCAGCAAGCGGCAGCAGCAGCUGGAGGAUUCAGCCCCCCUCCGAACGUCACCACUCCUGGUGGUAUGGACAACCCAAUGGGAGGGCCAAACAUGGGCCAACCAGGCCCACAGCAGUUUGGUUAUGGCGGGAAUUAUGGCAUGGGCCAGCAGGGGGAGCCAUCAUUCGGCCCAACAGGUGGCAGUCCUCCUAACACUAUGAUGCCAGGUCGAAUGGGGCCUCAGAAUCCCAUGAUGCAACAGCACCCACAGGGGGGUCCCAUGUACCAAAGUGCAGAUAUGAAGGGCUGGACUCAGGGCGGUGUAGGGCGCAGCAGCAGCUCAUACCCUCAGCAGCAGUUUGGGCAGCAGGGGAAUCCAGGCCAGUACGCAGGCAUGAUGAUGAAUGGGGGCAUGUCAGCUAGUGGAGGCGGAGGCCACAUGGGACAGAUGGGAGUGAACCCAAUGGUGAUGGGACGCAUGCCAAUGGGUCCUGACCAGAAGUACUGCUGAAAAAUGGCGACAGAAGCAUUUGUCUCACUGUGAUCUCCAUUCAGAGGUAGUACUGGAGCGUGUGGAGGACCAGGUGUAAUGCUGGACUCCCACCAGGAGUGGGAGUGGACUUUCUGUGGACUCACAGCCAGUAAUGGCAGCCUUUGAACCUGAGGGAGACGGACAGCGUGUCGCUGGCAUAC